GUUCGGACGCCCCUUAUAAUCGCACCGGAAUGACUGCCAAAACGAAGGACUCCAAACACGUCAAGUGCAAUAUCCGAUUCGAUAACAAUGUUUCGGGAGUGUAUCGGCCGGGAGAUACCGUCAGCGGAACGAUUACAAUAACUUUGGAUAAGAAUAAAAAAUUUAGAGGUAUCUGCCUACGCAUCAACGGCUUCGCUGCAAGUUUCUGGGAUGCCAAGGUCAAAACCGACUCCAGCAACAAAACCCGCAAAACCAACUUCAAAGGACGCGAGGACUACUUUAGCACCAUCAACUACUUUGUCGGCUCGGACGUGGGAAACCCACUGGAGGUGGUUGCUGGUACCUACAGCUAUCCAUUUUCCUGUCAGAUCCCAUCGAAUGCUCCCGCUUCGAUGGAAGGUAGAUACGGUCACAUCCGAUACCUGGUAAAGGUAUCCUUCGAACGCCCAUGGAAGCACGAUAUCGUCUACGAGCAAGCCAUCACCGUCAGGGGAGAAUCGAAUCUGAACCGUUUCGCCGACACGCUCUCGAAACCAACUAAGGCAGAAGCUAUGACUUCGUUCUACUUUGGCCUCACGGAACCACUUAUUGUGACCGCCAGUACUCCACGAUUCGGCUACGUCCCAGGGGACAUCAUAGAACUUACCAUUCACGUCAACAACCAAAGCAGCGUAGAUGUAAAAACAAUCGCAAUCAAACUUCAAAGAAUCGACACCUUCGUCAGCCAGGUGCCAAAGGUCGAACAGUUGCAGGAAUUCACGGUACUAGAGGAACGGACGACGGGAAAGGUACCCAAGAGGCAAGAAGCCAACAUCGAGGAGAACAUCUUGAUAGGACCGGGCGUUCCCAGUGACGACAAUCACUGUCGGAUAAUUCAGUCAAAGUACGAAAUCGACAUAGUGGUACAACCGAUCCGAUCGCGCAAGAAGCUAGCGAUGAAAAUACCGAUCGUUCUCGGAACGACCGCCAUCAACAGCAAUGGGCUGCUACCGGAUCGAUCAUUGGAGAAGCAGAAGGAAGCAUUGUUGGGAUACUGCAGCCCAUCUGCUCCGGUUGACAUCGGGGAUCAGGCUGCACCGCCGUCAUACUUGGACCUCCAGACAAUGGUUACGAGUACUUCCUGUUCGUAUUCCGUUGGAUCCGACGCUACCGAGGAUGGAGCCACCGCCGAGGAGCUGGACGGAGGGAAAAGGUCAGGACCGUAUGAACCGAGGGAAUUUUAG
Ochlerotatus camptorhynchus is the source of this 1223-nucleotide messenger RNA. Its product is annotated as arrestin domain-containing protein 17-like. The record is from RefSeq and is a predicted model, not a curated record. NCBI's taxonomy places the organism in Eukaryota, Metazoa, Arthropoda, Insecta, Diptera, Culicidae. Gene Ontology annotation, cellular component: cytoplasm. Bases 30 to 1223 code for a protein of 397 amino acids. Gene Ontology annotation, biological process: protein transport. The transcript is spliced from 2 exons.